AUUUCUCUACCUCACUCUCACACUCUUUAAUGCAAACUCAGAUACCAAAAUCCAGAGAAACCCCUUUUCUUCAUUUACUCCUUCUUAACUCUCUUCAAACCUCAAAACUCAAUCAAACUUUUGAGGUUGUUUCUUUCUACAUUAAAAACCAAACAAGUGCUUGUCUUUUCCUUCUUAUACUCUUAGUCUUACCAAACAUUUCCUAUUUUUAUAUCAUGAGUGCAUCAAAGUUCAUUAAAUGUGUUACUGUUGGUGAUGGAGCUGUUGGAAAAACUUGCAUGCUCAUUUGCUACACCAGCAACAAAUUCCCCACUGAUUAUAUACCAACAGUAUUUGAUAAUUUUAGUGCAAAUGUAGCUGUGGAUGGAAGCAUUGUGAAUUUGGGGUUAUGGGACACUGCAGGCCAAGAAGACUAUAGUAGAUUGAGGCCACUGAGCUAUAGAGGAGCUGAUAUAUUUGUGUUAGCAUUUUCAUUGAUUAGUAGAGCUAGCUAUGAAAAUGUUCUUAAGAAGUGGAUGCCCGAAUUGCGUCGAUUUGCUCCUAAUGUUCCAAUUGUUCUUGUUGGUACGAAGUUGGAUCUUCGUGAAGAUCGUGGAUAUUCAGCUGAUCACGCGGGUUAUAAUAUUAUAACAUCUGCUGAGGGAGAAGAACUGAGGAAACAAAUUGGUGCUGCGGCAUACAUUGAGUGCAGCUCGAAGACUCAACAGAAUGUCAAAGCGGUUUUCGAUACUGCGAUUAAGGUUGUUCUUCAACCUCCAAGGAGGAAAGAAAUGCCGAGGAAGAAAAGGCAAAGAAGGUCUGGUUGCUCAUUUGUAGGUAUUGUGUGUGGAGGUUGUGCUGCUUAAUCCACAUCAAAUGUACCAUCAUACCUAUUUUUGGUAUGGAUGUUAUUUUGCUCAAGCUUCAAGGUCAAAUUUGGAAUUCUGACAUCUGAUUAUUACAUAUCUAAAUAUGUAUCCUUAUGCUUGUAUUGUAACUGGUGUAAGUUAGUAUAUCUAUCUAUUUUCAGUUAACAAAGACCUUAUUGGAUUGUGAAGGGAAUUUUUCAUUCUCUCAA
Molecule: messenger RNA, 1057 nt
Organism: Trifolium pratense (red clover)
Lineage: Eukaryota; Viridiplantae; Streptophyta; Magnoliopsida; Fabales; Fabaceae
Product: rac-like GTP-binding protein ARAC7
Exons: 8
Coding region: 30-845 (271 amino acids)
Biological process (GO): regulation of cell shape; cortical cytoskeleton organization; small GTPase-mediated signal transduction
Cellular component (GO): cytoplasmic vesicle; cytoskeleton; plasma membrane
Molecular function (GO): GTP binding; GTPase activity; protein kinase binding
Source: RefSeq, a predicted model, not a curated record